Molecule: messenger RNA, 3104 nt
Organism: Coregonus clupeaformis (lake whitefish)
Lineage: Eukaryota; Metazoa; Chordata; Actinopteri; Salmoniformes; Salmonidae
Product: E3 ubiquitin-protein ligase UHRF2-like
Exons: 16
Coding region: 178-3054 (958 amino acids)
Biological process (GO): protein ubiquitination; negative regulation of gene expression via chromosomal CpG island methylation
Molecular function (GO): protein binding; ubiquitin protein ligase activity
Source: RefSeq, a predicted model, not a curated record
UUGCUUGGCGCCGUGACCCAUGUGAGAGACACCUCCUGCAAGAAUUAUUCUCCCCUGCAGAGGAAAAGGCUAUGGAGCGCUGAACGUUUUCACUGUUAUUCCCCUUUCCCCCCAAGCCCGGUAUUUGUUGUGAUUAGAUUUCUGUAACCUUUUUGGUGGCUAUAGGGCGGUGGAACGAUGUGGAUUCAAAUUCGGACCAUAGACGGAAAGGAGACACGAACCAUUGAGGAUCUUUCCAGGCUGACCAAAAUUGAGUCUCUGAGGCUGAAAAUCCAAGAGAUCUUCAAUGUAAACCCCGGACAACAACGGUUAUUCUAUCGGGGCAAACAGAUGGAAGAUGGCCAUACACUGUAUGACUACAACGUGGGUCUGAACGACAUCGUCCAGCUGCUCAUUCGUUCCCAAGCGGGGGACGCUCCAGACAGUCCCCUCAUCCCUCCCUCCGUCAUCUCCCCUGUCGUCAGCCCCAAGGAGUGUGACACAAUGCCCAUGUCCUGCAGUACAGCUCUGCCACCCAACACCACAACUGGUGCAACUACCACCCCCCCCCACUCUAAGCUUACCACCGUGGCCCCAACACCUACCCCCAAACCCACCACAGUCAACAACAACACAACCACCACUGGCAACACCAGAACUACCACCAACACCAGUACAACUGCCAGUAAGAAAAUGAGUAACACCAGUAAACCCAAUAACAACGGAGACAAGUCUUCUUCUGGUCCACCUGCACCGCUGGAGAAGCUCGACAACCAGCCUUCAACCUCUACACGUCCCUUCCUCAUAGAUGCGGGCAUUGGGGUGUUCAAGAUAAACGAGUUGGUGGACUGCAGAGACAUAAGCAUCGGUGCCUGGUUUGAAGCCAGCAUUGACAACGUGUUACGCACCCCAAAGGGACAGAACAGCACCAGUAAAGCAGCUCCUACAGCAGGGAAAGUUGGCAGGCCUAGCAAAAGGACUAACGGCAAGCUGGAGACAGAGCCAGGCCAAGGCCAAAGCCACCUCUCCUCCUCAGACAAUAAUAAUAAUAAUAAUAAUGGGAAUAAUUCUUCUUCUGCAUUGAACUCUGACAGUAGUGGGUCAGGGGCUGGGCCCUCCACCUCUCAAACAGACUAUACCGUCACAGACAAAGAGAAGGAGGAUGUGACGUAUCAUAUCAGAUAUGAUGAUUACCCUGAGAACGGCGUGGUGGAGAUGUGUGGCGGUAACGUGCGGCCGCGGGCUCGGACCCUACUCAGGUGGGACCAGCUCACGGUAGGCCUGGUUGUCAUGGUGAACUACAACAUAGAGAUCCCUGAGGAGAGGGGCUUCUGGUUCGACGCUGAGAUUACAGCACUCAAUGAGAUCUCCAGGACCAACAAGGAGGUCCGCAUCAAGAUCCUGCUGGGAGGGCCAGGGGACGUCAUCCCAGACUGUAAGCUGUUGUUUCUGGAUGAGAUCUAUCAGAUUGAGAAGAUUGGAGCACACUCGCUGUCUGCUGUAGAUGGACAGUUCAAACGGAAGAGCGGGCCGGAGUGUAAGCACUGCAAGGCGGACCCCGAGUCGGAGUGCAGGUUCUGCUCGUGCUGUGUGUGCGGAGGGAAGCAGGACGCCCAUAUGCAGCUGCUGUGUGAUGAGUGUAACAUGGCCUUCCAUAUAUACUGUCUCAACCCACCACUAGCCACCAUACCUGACGACGAGGACUGGUACUGUCCCACCUGUAAGAACGACACCAGUGAGGUGGUUAAGGCCGGGGAGAAGCUGAAGGCCAGUAAGAAGAAAGCCAAGAUGCCCUCGGCCCAUACAGAGAGCCAGAGGGACUGGGGCAAGGGUAUGGCCUGUGUGGGGCGCACUAAGGAAUGUACCAUCGUCCCCUCCAACCAUUACGGGCCUGUACCUGGGGUUCCCGUGGGAACAACAUGGAAGUUCCGCGUUCAGGUGAGCGAGGCGGGAGUGCACAGGCCCCACGUGGGAGGUAUCCACGGCCGCAGUAACGACGGCUCCUAUUCGCUGGUGCUGGCUGGGGGCUUCGAAGAUGAAGUGGACAGGGGAGAUGAGUUCACCUACACAGGCAGUGGAGGUCGCGACCUUUCAGGGAACAAGCGCAUCGGGGAGCAUUCCUUUGACCAGACCCUGACCCACUAUAACAGGGCCCUGGCGCUGAACUGCGACGCCCCCAUCAACGACAAGGACGGGGCGGAAUCCAGGAACUGGCGUGCGGGGAAGCCGGUGAGGGUGGUGCGGAGCUCCAAAGGCCGACGCAUCAGCAAGUACGCUCCGGAGGAGGGCAACCGCUACGAUGGCAUCUACAAGGUGGUGAAGUACUGGCCAGAGAAAGGGAAGUGUGGUUUCCUGGUGUGGAGGUACCUGCUGCGGAGGGAUGAUCUGGAGCCCGCUCCCUGGACACCUGAGGGCCUGGAGCGCAUCCAGACACUGGGCCUGGCUGUGCAGUAUCCUCCAGGCUACGUGGAGGCCAUGGCCAACAAGACCAAGAAGGAGGCUAACGCCCGGCCAGGGUCCACCAGGAGCAAGAAGCACCAUGGACGAGGCCGGCCGCGGCUACAACCCCUGGAGAAGAAGGUGAAGAAGGGGGAGGAGGAGGAAGAGAUGCCCAUGGAGGUUACAGACCAGCCACAGAGCAACGGUAGUCAGAACACUCCCAAGGACAAGGAGACAGAGGUGUGUAAGGAGUCGGCGGAGCCCCGAGCCAAGCGUCAGAAGAUGGAGGAGUCGUUCCAGCUGACAGAGCAGCAGCAAAGCCUCAUAAAGGAAGACCAACCCAACAGAAAGAACUGGGACGAGGCCAUGGGACACCUCAAGGAGGGGCCGAACUUCCUGAGGAAGGUGGAACAGACGUUCAUGUGUGUCUGCUGCCAGGAGCUGGCCUACCAGCCCAUCACCACCGUCUGUACACACAAUGUGUGCAAGACCUGUCUCCAGCGGUCAUUCCGUGCUGAGGUGUACACCUGCCCUGCCUGUCGCCACGACCUGGGGAAGGACUACGUCAUGGUCCUAAACAAGACUCUACAGCUGCUGCUGGACCAGUUCUUCCCUGGCUACAGCAAGGGCCGAUGAGGACAGACACCUGCACUCACACAAGCAGUUACACACAGACCCAUGAUGCA